This is a messenger RNA of Alosa alosa (allis shad), 14581 nucleotides long. RefSeq names its product dynein, axonemal, heavy chain 5 (gene dnah5). Gene Ontology annotation, cellular component: dynein complex. Gene Ontology annotation, biological process: microtubule-based movement. The record is from RefSeq and is a predicted model, not a curated record. Gene Ontology annotation, molecular function: dynein intermediate chain binding; ATP binding; dynein light intermediate chain binding. NCBI's taxonomy places the organism in Eukaryota, Metazoa, Chordata, Actinopteri, Clupeiformes, Clupeidae.
ACAGCUAGAGCACAUGUUCUACCACCUACCUACAAACGCCAUAGUAUGAAACCGAUGAAUGCCUGAAAACUGGGCAUGAAAUCAGACUUAAUGCUGCAACCAAGAAAAGAUACAGACACAGACACUCGGGGCUGCGUAGGCCUAUGCGUUCUGAACUUCCCUGCAUCGGAUGGCAGAGAAAGUUUCAAAGUGUCAACAUGGCCGUUAGUUUCCGCACUGGGAAGUCCAACUUUAGACCCAGAAUGGUGACGCAGGCGGCUCCAGGCGAGUCUCUGAAGGAAUUACAGCAAAAGCUGAAGGAGGAGCGCGAAGCCAAGCGUGCCCAACUAGAUGUUCGCCAUGACUACAUCCUCAGCAUCGUGGCCUCAUGUGUGGGUUUGGAGAAGGCCGAGGUGGAGGAUGCCAUCCUGGAAGGCAGUCAGAUUGACAGAAUAGAACAGUUCUUUGUUGCUGAUGGCCGUCCACAUAUCAUGUUCUACUACCAGGAUGUGGAUCUACCUGAAACAGGAGCAGCCUCCUCCCUGAGUCGCAGUAAGAAGAAGAAGGUGUUUGUGACGGAGGGGCGGGACGCGGCUCUCACGGGAGUGUGUGUGUUCUUACGAGCCAAUGCCUCCAAGGCCAUCACCACAGAGAACAUUCACCGGGAUGUGAACUUUAACAUGCUGGACACGACGGAGGUGGGUCUGCUGAAGAGUGUGGAGCAGUUGCUGUCUGACAUCUUCAUCCCCACACUGAGGAAGAUGAACCAUGGCUGGGGUGAGCUGGCUCCUCCGCAGGCCCAGGCGGUCAAGAACGACUUCAUCAGCUCCCUGGACAGCUUUGUGUCCGUGCUGGCUGGGGCUCAGGAAAGCCUGCAGGAGAAGGUGAACCUGAAGGAGUGUGACGCGUUUGACCUGAGGACCCUGAAGGGCCCCUCGGACUAUGUGGCCGUGGCCAACAACACUGAGGCGUUGGAGAAGAUCGAGGCCUGUAUGAAGGUCUGGAUCAAACAGAUAGAGCAGGUCCUGGCCGAGAGUGACCAGUUGAGGAAGGAGGCUGAUGACCUGGGUCCGCGGGCUGAGCUGGACCACUGGAAGAAGCGCAUGUCCCGCUUCAACUACCUGCUGGACCAGCUCAAGAGCCCCGACGUCAAGGCCGUGCUGGGCGUGCUCAUGAUGGCCAAGUCCAAACUAAUCAAGGCCUGGCGUGAACUAGACAUCAGGAUCACAGACUCAGCCAAUGAGGCCAAAGACAACGUCAAGUAUCUCUACACCCUCGAGAAGUUCUGUGACCCUCUGUACAACAGCGACCCGGUGUCCAUGGUGGAGGCCAUCCCUGGUCUUAUCAACGCCAUUCGCAUGAUCCACAGCAUCUCACGCUAUUACAACACUUCAGAGAAGAUCACCUCGCUGUUUGUAAAGGUCACUAACCAGAUGAUAACUGCGUGUAAGACCUACAUUACCAACAAUGGCUCAGUGUCCAUAUGGGACCAGCCACAAGAGCUGGUGACACAGAGAAUAAAAGCAGCCAUUCAUUUAAACCAGGAGUACCAGCGCUACUUCCACAAAACCAAGCAGGCCCUGGAGAAGAGUCCCUCGGAGCGCCAGUUUGACUUCAGUGAGAUGUACAUCUUCGGCAAGUUCGACACGUUCCAGCGGCGUCUGAAUAAGAUUCUGAACAUGUUCGACAUCAUCAACACAUACUCCGCCCUACAGGACUCCAAGAUAGAGGGCCUGGAAACCAUGGCAACAAAAUUUCAGGCUAUCGUUUUAGCAAUGAAGAAGAAACCAUACAGCUUUCUGGACCAGAGGAGGACCGACUUUGAUCAGGACUAUGAUGAGUUUUGUAAACACACUAACGAGCUACAUAAUCAGCUCAGGGCCUUUAUGGACACCACCCUAGACAAGAUUCAGAACACUGAGCGAGCACUGAGUGUUCUAAAGAAGUUUGAAAGACUGGGUAUCCCAGACUUGGGCAUCAGUGAGAAGUAUCAGAGGCUCCUGCAGAAUUUCGGCCGGGACAUUGAGAUGGUGUCGCGCAUCUACAUGCGGCAGAAACUGGACCCUCCGAUGGGGCGCGACCUGCCGCCCGUGGCUGGGUGCAUCCAGUGGGUGCGUCAGCUGUUCCGCCGUAUCCAGAGCCCCAUGGAGACGUUCCAGAAGCAGCCGGGGGUCCUUGAUGGCCCCGAGGCCAAGCGCAUCAUCCGCAACUACAACCGCAUGGCUAGAGUGCUGCUGGAGUACGAGCUACUCUACCACAGGGGCUGGAUGGACCAGAUCGAGGUGACUAAAGUGGGGCUGCAGGCGUCUCUGCUGGUGAAGUGCCCAGACACAGGCGAGCUCUACGUGAACUUUGACCCCCAGAUCCUGACGCAGAUCCGGGAGAAGGACUGCAUGACACGCAUGGGCCUGGAGAUCCCGCCCUUCGCCGCCGUCCUGCAGCAGAAACAACACGUGCUCAAGAGGCACUACAACCAGCUGCAGCUGGUUCUAACUGAGAACAGGAGAGUGAGGGGGAAGAUCCAGAGUGCGUUUGAGCAGCUGCUGUCUCCUCAUGUGGCCAGAGUGGAUGAGGCCAUCCUCCCCGGCCUGACCACUCUCAACUGGACCUCACUGAACAUCGACAAAUACAUCAACCACAUCACCGCUGCUCUGGAGGAGCUUGAGCUGCUGCUGGACCGUGUGAAUGACCUGGUGGAGUUCAGGAUUGACGCCGUGCUGCAGGACAUGAGCUGCACCCCACUGUGUGUCCUGCCUGACGAGGAGCCUUUCACCUGCGAUGAGUUCGUCCAGAAGACAAGGGAGCUGUGUAUGAGUGGAGCUCAGACGCUCCACACCAAGAGCGCCCUGGUGGAAGAGGCGGCCAACGAGCUCAUCAACAUGCUGCUGGAGAGCGAGCAGCAGCAGGAGCCCCCGCAGAAGCUUCCGGAGCCCGAGAGCAGAGCCGAGAGCAAGACCGAGCCGUCCGACAGCAAGGCCGACCCCGCCGACAGCGAAGGAGAGGACGACGGACGUUCAGAAGGCCGGCUGGUGUCGCGGAACACCACGGUGGCGCCGAGCAUGGGUCCGUCCUCGCCCCUGCAGCAGCGGCGGCGGCGUAAGCGCGCGUUGGCCGAGGUGCUGGAGGAGGAGGCCCAGGAACUGCUGUCUCACCUCAACCACCGCAACCUGGACGCCCUUCUGCGGCUGACGCGCAACACGCUGGAGACGCUCCGCAAGCGCAUCCAUGCCUCCUCGCUCAUGCACUUCCUGGCAGCAGCAGCAGACAGUGAGUCAUCUGGUAGGCAGCGCAGCAGUGCUCAGCAGCCCAUCUUCCGCGCGAGUGUGACUCUGAGCAUCCCCAACAUCAGCAUGGUGCCCGCACUGGACGACGUCCAGCAGGCCCUCAACCGCGCAGUGGACAGCGUCGUCAGCGUCAGCAAGGGAGUCGGACAGUGGAGCAAGGAGAGGAUAUCCAAGAAGAAAAUGAGUGAGCGACGCAUGGCAGCUCUGAGGCAGGAGAGCCACGAGAGCGAAUCAGACGAUGCGGACACGACCCACCACAGCAUGGCCGAUGGCAGCACCUCGGAUAUCUCGGCCUCGGUUGCCCAGGCGAUGCCCAUCCAGGCGCGUAACUACCACAAGAGCAUCUCGGAGAACAAGGAGAUCGUCAAGCUGGUGUCUGUGCUCAGCACCUCAAUCAACUCCACCAAGAAGGAGGUGUUGAAUGCGCUGGAGCGUUUUGGCCGCUACCACCACAUCUGGAGGAGAGACCGGGGGGAGACCAUUCGCAAGUUCAGCCAGGGAACACCGCUGCUGUCUGAGUUUGAGUCGCAGAUCCUCUACUACCGGGAUCUGGAGCAGGAGAUCAAUGCUGAGCCCGAGUUCAUCACUGUCGGGGCUCUCGCUCUCUACACAGCUGACCUGAAGAUGGCACUCACGGCCGAGACCAAGAGCUGGAUGGUGGACUACGGACACCACUGCAACCGCAAGUACCGGACGGAGAUGGAGCAGAUCUUCACUUUCGUGGAGGAGGCUGGGAAGAAGCUCAACCGGCAGAUCAAGGACCUGGACGACAUUCGCAUUGCCAUGGCGUCACUGAAGGAGAUGAGGGAACAUCAGAUCUCCAUUGAUUUUCAAGUCGGGCCCAUCGAGGAGUCAUAUGCCAUGCUGCACAAGUACGACCUGCUGGUGGCCAAGGAGGAGGUGGAGAAAGUGGACACGCUGCGCUACAGCUGGGAGAAGCUGAUGGCCCGCGGCACCGAGGUCCAGAACCAGCUGGGGGCGCUGCAGCCCAACUUCAGGGGCGAGCUCAUCAGCAAUGUGCGCACCUUCGUCCAGGACUGCGCCCACUUCUACCAGGACUAUGACAAGGAUGGGCCUAUGGUAGUUGGACUAGCUCCUCAAGAUGCAAGUGAUCGGCUCAUCAUGUUCCAGAACCGCUUUGAUAACCUCUACCGGAAGUACAUCACCUAUACGGGAGGAGAGGAGCUCUUUGGGCUUCCUGUUACCCAGCAUCCUCAGCUGCUGGAGAUCAGGAAGCAGCUGACCCUCCUCCAGAAGCUCUAUGGACUCUACAACAAUGUCAUCGACACAGUGAACAGCUACUACGACAUCCUGUGGGCAGACAUCCACAUCGAGAGGAUCAACAACGAGCUGCUGGACUUUCAGUCUCGCUGCCGUAAGCUUCCCCGGGCCCUGAAGGAGUGGCAAGCCUUCCUGGACCUGAAGAAGACCAUUGACGAAUUCAGCGAGUGCUGCCCUUUACUGGAGCUGAUGACCAACAAGGCCAUGAUGCCUCGCCACUGGCGCCGCAUCACCGAGCUGACAGGCCACGGCUUCGAGGUGGAGGCCGACACCUUCAAGCUCCGCAACAUCAUGGAGGCGCCACUCCUCAAGUAUAAGGAGGAGAUUGAGGACAUUUGCAUCAGUGCAGUGAAGGAGCGCGAUAUUGAACAGAAGCUGAAGCAGGUGAUUGCCGAGUGGGACAACAAGACGUUCACCUUCGCCAACUUUAAGACCCGCGGGGAGCUGCUGCUGCGGGGAGACAGCACCUCGGAGAUCAUCACCAACAUGGAGGACAGCCUCAUGGUGCUUGGGUCGCUCAUGAGCAACAGGUACAACACCCCCUUCAAAGGCCAGAUUCAGAAGUGGGUGCAGAACCUCUCCAACACCACCGACAUCAUAGAGAACUGGAUGACUGUGCAGAACCUCUGGAUAUAUUUGGAGGCUGUGUUUGUGGGCGGCGACAUUGCUAAGCAGCUGCCAAAAGAGGCCAAGCGUUUCUCCAACAUCGAUAAGUCCUGGGUGAAGAUCAUGACGCGAGCCCAUGAGAUGCCCAACGUGGUGCAGUCCUGUGUGGGGGACGAGACCAUGGGGCAGCUGCUGCCUCACCUGCUGGAACAGCUGGAGAUCUGCCAGAAGUCCCUCACCGGCUAUCUGGAGAAGAAGCGUCUGCUGUUCCCGCGCUUCUUCUUUGUAUCGGACCCCGCCCUGCUGGAGAUCCUGGGCCAGGCGUCGGACUCCCACACCAUCCAGGCCCACCUGCUCAACAUCUUCGACAACAUCAAGUCUGUGCGCUUCCAUGACAAGAUGUAUGACCGGAUCCUGGCCAUCUCAUCCAGAGAGGGGGAGACGGUGGAGCUGGACCGGCCUGUGACGGCCGAGGGAAACGUGGAGGUGUGGCUCAACGCUCUGCUGAAGGAGUCGCAGCGCUCGCUACACCUGGUCAUCCACCAGGCGGCGCUAGCCAUCCAGGAGAGCGGAUUCCAGCUCAUCGACUUCCUGGACUCAUACCCAGCACAGGUUGGUCUGCUGGGGAUCCAGAUGAUUUGGACCAGGGAUGCAGAGGAGGCCCUGACCAAUGCCCGCUACGACCGCAAGAUCAUGCCGAAGACCAAUCAAUCCUUCCUGGAGCUGCUCAACACCCUGAUCGACAUGACCACCAGAGACCUGGGGCCGGUUGAGCGCACCAAGUACGAGACCCUCAUUACCAUCCACGUGCACCAGAGGGACAUCUUUGAUGACCUGUGUCGGCUGCACAUCAAGAGUGCGACGGACUUUGAAUGGCUGAAACAGUGCCGCUUCUACUUCAGCGAGGACGGCGAUAAGAUGCUCAUCAACAUCACCGACGUCAGCUUUGUCUACCAGAACGAGUUCCUCGGCUGCACUGACAGGCUGGUCAUCACACCGCUAACGGACAGGUGCUACAUCACCCUGGCCCAGGCGCUGGGUAUGAGUAUGGGAGGAGCCCCUGCUGGCCCGGCGGGUACAGGGAAGACGGAGACCACCAAGGACAUGGGCCGCUGCCUGGGCAAGUACGUAGUGGUCUUCAACUGCUCCGACCAGAUGGACUUCAGAGGCCUGGGCAGAAUCUUCAAAGGUUUGGCCCAGUCGGGUUCCUGGGGCUGUUUUGACGAGUUCAACCGCAUCGACCUGCCAGUGCUUUCUGUGGCCGCGCAGCAGAUCGCCAUCGUGCUCACCUGCAAGAAGGAGCGCCGCAGAAACUUCCUGUUCACCGACGGCGACAACGUGGAGAUGAACCCAGAGUUUGGCAUCUUCCUCACCAUGAACCCAGGUUACGCGGGACGCCAGGAACUCCCCGAGAACCUGAAGAUCAACUUCCGCUCGGUGGCCAUGAUGGUUCCGGACCGGCAGAUCAUUAUUCGAGUGAAACUGGCCAGCUGUGGGUUCAUCGACAACAUUGAGCUGGCCCGCAAGUUCUUCACCCUCUACAAGCUGUGUGAGGAGCAGCUCUCCAAACAGGUCCAUUAUGACUUUGGCCUGAGGAACAUCCUGUCUGUCCUGCGGACCCUUGGGGCAGCCAAGCGAGCCAAUCCUAACGACACGGAGUCCACCAUUGUGAUGCGAGUCCUGAGGGACAUGAACCUGUCCAAGCUGAUUGAUGAGGACGAGCCUCUGUUCUUGAGCCUGAUAGAGGACCUGUUCCCUGGGAUUCAGCUGGAUAAAGCAGGCUACCCAGACUUGGAGGCAGCCAUUGAUAAACAGGUGGCUGAGGCUGGUCUUAUCAGUCAUCCUCCGUGGAAGUUGAAGGUGAUCCAGCUGUUUGAGACCCAGUUGGUCCGACACGGGAUGAUGGCAUUAGGACCCAGUGGAGCCGGAAAGACCACCUGCAUCCACACCCUAAUGAGGGCCAUGAGUGACUGUGGCCAGCCCCACAGAGAGAUGCGGAUGAACCCCAAAGCGAUCACUGCUCCUCAGAUGUUUGGCCGAUUGGACGUGGCCACCAAUGACUGGACAGACGGCAUCUUCUCCACACUGUGGAGGAAAACACUGAGAGCUAAAAAAGGUGAAAACAUCUGGAUCGUCCUGGAUGGUCCCGUGGACGCCAUCUGGAUCGAGAACCUGAACUCGGUUCUGGACGACAACAGGACACUGACACUUGCCAACGGUGACAGGAUCCCCAUGGCAACCAACUGCAAGAUUGUGUUUGAGCCCCACAACAUCGACAAUGCGUCCCCUGCCACUGUCUCCCGAAACGGCAUGGUGUUCAUGAGCUCUUCAGUGCUCAGCUGGGACCCUAUACUGGAGGGCUGGUUGAAGCGGCGCUCGUCCCAGGAGGCGGAGGUUCUGCGGGAGCUGUUCUCCAGCUCGUUUGAGAAGCUCUACCGCUACUCCAUGCAGGCUCUGCACUUCAAGAUGGACAUGCUGGAGGCCUUCAUCAUCAUGCAGAGCAUCAACAUGCUGCAGGGACUCAUACCCCCCAAGGAGCAGGGCAGUGAGGUGUCUCAGAAGCACCUGGAGCGCCUGUACGUGUUCUCGUUCAUGUGGAGCGUCGGGGCGCUGCUGGAGCUCGAGGAUAGAAGGAAGAUGGAGCACUGGCUCCGUUACCAUGACAGCAUCCACCUGGACCUGCCGGACAUCCCAUCCCACAGCGAGGACACCAUGUUUGACUUCCACGUGGCUGCAGAUGGGUUGACCUGCUGCUGCUCUGUCUCUUCCUGUCCCCAGGCUGUGCUUCUGAUUGGUGAGCAGGGCACCGCCAAGACAGUCAUCAUCAAAUCGUACAUGUCAAAGUACGACCCCGAGACACACACGGCUAAGAGCGUUAACUUCUCCUCUGCCACCACCCCACUAAUGUUUCAGAGGACUGUGGAGAGCUAUGUGGACAAGCGCAUGGGCACCACUUACGGGCCCCCUGCAGGGAAGAAGAUGUCCAUCUUUGUGGACGACAUCAACAUGCCUGUCAUCAACGAGUGGGGGGAUCAGGUUACCAAUGAGAUUGUGCGUCAGCUAAUGGAACAGAAUGGCUUCUAUAACCUAGAGAAGCCGGGCGAGUUCACCAACAUUGUGGACAUUCAGUUCCUGGCGGCCAUGAUCCACCCAGGAGGCGGCCGUAAUGACAUCCCGCAGCGCCUGAAGAGGCAGUUCUCCAUCUUCAACUGCACCCUGCCCUCCAACACCUCCAUCGACAAGAUCUUCGGUGUGAUUGGCUUUGGUCACUACUGCGCUGCCCGUGGCUUUGGUGGCGUGGUGCGUGAGAUGGUGGCGCACCUGGUGCCCCUGACGCGGCACCUCUGGCAGCAGACCAAGCUGAAGAUGCUGCCCACGCCGGCCAACUUCCACUACAUCUUCAACCUCAGGGACCUGUCUCGCAUCUGGCAGGGCAUGCUCAACUCCACCGACGAGGUCAUCAACACACCUGAGAUCCUCUUGCGGCUUUGGAAGCACGAGUGUAAGCGAGUGAUUGCUGACCGCUUCACGUCGCAGGACGACGUGUCCUGGUUCGACGACACGUUGGCACGGCUGGUGGAGGAGGAGCUGGGGGAGGCCGAGCGGGCGUAUGUGGAUUGCGGAGUGGACGCCUACUUUGUGGACUUCCUGCGAGACGCUCCUGAAGCCACAGGAGAGGAGCCGGAGGACGCGGACUUUGACAUGCCGAAGGUGUACGAGCCCAUUGCGUCCUAUGAGAGCCUGAUGGAACGGCUGAACAUGUUCCUGCUGCAGUACAACGAGACCGUCCGCGGGGCAGGCAUGGACAUGGUGUUCUUCAGAGACGCCAUGAUCCACCUUGUCAAGGUGUCACGGAUCAUCCGUACCCCACGAGGCAAUGCUCUUCUGGUUGGUGUAGGGGGGUCAGGGAAACAGAGUCUUACCCGACUGGCCUCCUUUAUCGCUGGAUACAAAACCUUUCAGAUUACCCUCACACGAUCCUACAACACGGCAAACCUGAUGGACGAUCUGAAGGGGCUGUACCGCACGGCCGGCCAGCAGGGUCGUGGCAUCAGCUUCAUCUUCACCGACAAUGAGAUCAAAGACGAGUCCUUCCUGGAGUACAUGAAUAAUGUCCUGUCAUCCGGAGAGGUGUCGAACCUGUUUGCUCGGGAUGAGAUCGACGAAAUCCUCAGCGACCUCAUUCCUGUCAUGAAGCGGGAGUUUCCCCGGCGGCCACCCACCAACGAGAACCUGCACGAGUACUUCAUGGGCCGGGUGCGGCAGAACCUGCACGUGGUGCUGUGCUUCUCGCCGGUGGGGGAGAGGUUCCGCGGGCGGGCACUCAAGUUCCCCGCACUCAUCUCCGGUUGCACCAUGGACUGGUUCAGCCGCUGGCCUAAAGACGCCCUUGUGGCAGUGUCGGAGCACUUCCUGUCCAGCUACGAGGUGGACUGCUCGGGCCAGGUGAAGGCAGAGGUGGUGCAGUGUAUGGGCUCCUUCCAGGACGGUGUGGCCGGACGCUGCGUGGAGUACUUCCAGCGCUACCGCCGCUCCACCCACGUCACCCCUAAGUCCUACCUGUCCUUCAUCCAGGGCUACAAGGGCAUCUACCAGGAGAAGCGCUCCGAGGUGCACACGCUCGCCAACAGGAUGAACACAGGCCUGCAGAAGCUGAAGGAGGCGUCUGAGUCGGUGGCUGCCCUCAGCAAGGAGCUGGAGGUCAAGGAGAAGGAGCUGCAAAUAGCCAAUGAGAAGGCAGACAUGGUGCUGAAGGAGGUGACGGUGAAGGCUCAGGCGGCGGAGCGGGUGAAAGUGGAGGUCCAGAAGGUGAAGGACAAGGCACAGGCCAUCGUGGACAGCAUCUCUGCCGACAAGGCCAUCGCCGAGGAGAAGCUGGAGGCAGCCAAACCCGCCCUGGAAGAGGCUGAAAAUGCACUGCAGACCAUCAAGCCAUCGGACAUCGCCACGGUGCGGACGCUAGGCCGGCCGCCCCACCUCAUCAUGCGCAUCAUGGACUGCGUCCUGCUGCUGUUCCAGCGGCACCUGAGCCCGGUGCGCAUGGACCCAGAGAAGAGCUGCGCUGCCCCCUCCUGGCAAGAGGCGCUCAAGCUCAUGACCGCAGGAAACUUCCUGGGCAGCCUACAGCAAUUCCCCAAAGACACCAUCAAUGAGGAGGUGGUGGAGCUGCUGGGUCCCUACUUCGACAUGGCCGACUACAACAUCGAGACGGCCAAAAGGGUGUGUGGCAACGUGGCCGGACUCUGCUCCUGGACCAAGGCCAUGGCUUCCUUCUAUUCCAUCAACAAGGAGGUGUUGCCUCUCAAGGCCAACCUGGCAGUGCAGGAGAACCGGCUGGCCCUCGCCAACGUGGACCUGCAGAAGGCGCGGGCCGAGCUGGACGCCAAGCAGGCCGAACUGGACGUGGUGCAGGCGGAGUACGAGAAGGCCAUGAUGGAGAAGCAGGCUUUGCUGGAGGACGCGGAGCGCUGCAGGCAUAAGAUGCAGACGGCCUCGUCUCUGAUCAGUGGCCUGGCUGGGGAGAAGGAACGCUGGACGGAGCAGAGCAAGGAGUUUGCCGUCCAGACCAAACGCCUCGUUGGCGACGUACUCCUGGCGACGGCCUUCCUGUCCUACUCUGGCCCCUUCAACCAGGAGUUCCGGAAUCUUCUCCUGACGGACUGGCAGCAGGAGAUGAGGAGUCGCCGCAUCCCCUUCGGCGCAAACCUCAACCUGACGGAGAUGCUGAUCGACGCGCCCACCGUCAGUGAGUGGAACCUUCAGGGCCUGCCCAACGAUGACCUGUCCAUCCAGAAUGGCAUCAUCGUCACCAAAGCCGCUCGCUUCCCCCUCCUCGUCGACCCACAGACCCAAGGCAAGAUCUGGAUCAAGAACAAGGAGGCCAGGAAUGAGCUUCAGAUCACUUCCCUGAACCACAAAUAUUUCCGCAACCACCUGGAGGACAGCCUGUCUCUGGGGCGGCCCCUGCUGAUCGAGGAUGUAGGCGAGGAGCUGGAUCCUGCCCUGGACAGCGUCCUGGAGAAGAACUUCAUCAAGACUGGCACCACCUACAAGGUGAAGGUCGGGGAUAAGGAGGUGGACGUGAUGAAAGGAUUCCGGCUGUACAUGACCACUAAGCUGCCCAACCCGGCGUAUACGCCCGAGGUCAGCGCCCGCACCUCCAUCAUCGACUUCACGGUCACCAUGAGAGGCCUGGAGGACCAACUGCUUGGACGUGUCAUUCUCACCGAGAAACAGGAGUUGGAGAAGGAGCGCACUACCCUGCUGGAGGACGUGGCGUGCAACAAGCGCAAGAUGAAGGAGCUGGAGGACAACCUGCUGCUGCGUCUGAGCAGCACCCAGGGCUCGCUGGUGGACGACGAGAGCCUCAUCUUGGUGCUGGGCAACACCAAGCGCACCGCCGAGGAGGUCACUCAGAAGUUGCAGAUCGCCGCCGAGACCGAGGUCCAGAUCAACGCCGCACGAGAGGAGUACCGCCCCGUGGCCACGCGAGGAAGCAUCCUCUACUUCCUCAUCACAGAGAUGAGUAUGGUCAACGUCAUGUACCAGACGUCGCUGCGCCAGUUCCUGGGCCUCUUCGACCUCUCCCUCGCCAGGUCAGCCAAGAGCCCCAUCACCAGCAAACGCAUCACCAACAUCAUCGAUCACAUGACCUUUGAGGUGCACAACUAUGCGGCGCGUGGUUUCUACGAGGAGCACAAGUUCCUCUUCACACUUCUGCUGGCCCUGAAGAUCGACAUGCAGAGCUCACGCAUCAAGCACGAGGAGUUCCUCACACUCAUUAAAGGUGGUGCCUCAUUGGAUCUGAAAGGUUGUCCGCCUAAACCAGCGAAGUGGAUCCUGGAUAUGACAUGGCUCAACCUAGUAGAGCUCAGCAAACUCUGGCAGUUCUCUGACAUCUUGGAUCAGAUCAGCCGUAAUGAGAAGCAGUGGAAGAGUUGGUUUGAUAAGGAGGCUCCAGAGGAAGAGUUGGUCCCUAACGCGUAUGACCAGACCCUCGACUGCUUCCGCCGGCUCCUCCUCAUCCGCUCCUGGUGCCCCGACAGAACCAUCGCCCAGGCGCGUAAAUAUGUGCGUGACUCUCUGGGCGAGCGUUAUGUGGAGGGUGUGAUCCUGGACCUGGAGCUGACCUGGGAGGAGUCGGACCCGCGCACGCCACUGGUCUGCUUCCUGUCCAUGGGCUCCGACCCCACCGACUCCAUCAUCGCGCUGGGCAAGCGCCACAAGAUACACACCCGCUACGUCAGCAUGGGCCAGGGGCAGGAGGGACAUGCCCGCAGACUACUGCAGCAGACCAUGGCCAACGGGGGCUGGGCGCUGCUUCAGAACUGCCACCUGGGCCUGGACUUCCUGGACGAGCUGAUGGACACUCUGACGGAGACGGAGGCGGUGCAUGAAAGCUUCCGCCUGUGGAUGACCACCGAGGGGCACAACCUCUUCCCCAUCACGCUGCUGCAGAUGGCCAUCAAGUUCACCAACCAGCCACCGCAGGGCCUUAAAGCCGGCCUCAAACGCACCUACGGAGGCAUUAGCCAGGACCUCCUGGACGUGAGCAACAUGGCACAGUGGAGGCCCCUGCUGUACGGCGUGGCCUUCCUGCACUCCACUGUUCAGGAGCGGCGCAAGUAUGGGCCACUGGGCUGGAACAUCCCCUACGAAUUCAACCAGGCCGACCUCAACGCCACCAUCCAGUUCGUCCAGAACCACCUGGACGACAUGGACCUCAAGAAGGGCGUGUCCUGGAACACAGUGCGCUACAUGAUUGGUGAGAUCCAGUACGGGGGCCGCGUGACGGACGACUAUGACAAGCGCCUCCUGAACACCUUCGCCAAGGUGUGGUUCAGCGAGCACAUGUUCAGCCCCGACUUCCACUUCUACAAGGGCUACAGCAUCCCCAGGUGCACCAACGUGGAGCACUACCUGCACUAUAUCCAGGGCUUGCCCACCUAUGACACGCCGGAGGUGUUCGGCCUGCACCCGAACGCAGACAUCACCUACCAGAGCAAGCUGGCCAAGGACGUGCUGGACACCAUCCUGAGCAUCCAGCCCAAGGACCGGUCCAGUGGGAGCGGCGAGACACGGGAGGCGGUGGUGGCGCGACUGGCCGAGGACAUGCUGGAGAAACUACCGCCGGACUACGUCCCCUUUGAGGUGCGUGAGCGGCUGCUUAAGUUGGGCCCGCUGCAGCCCAUGAACAUCUUCCUGCGUCAGGAGGUGGAGCGCAUGCAGCGCGUCCUGGGCCUGGUGCGCCACACGCUCACUGACCUCAAGCUGGCCAUCGACGGCACCAUCAUCAUGAGUCAGAGCCUCAGGGACGCGCUGGACUGCAUGUACGACGCCCGCAUCCCCUCACGCUGGGAGAAAGCCUCCUGGGCCUCGAGCACCUUGGGGUUCUGGUUCACCGAGCUGCUCGAGCGGAACCGUCAGUUCCAGUCCUGGAUCUUUGAGGGCCGGCCCAACUGCUUCUGGAUGACCGGCUUCUUCAACCCACAGGGCUUCCUCACAGCCAUGAGACAGGAGAUCACCCGAGCCAAUAAGGGCUGGGCUCUGGACCGCAUGGUGCUGUGCAACGAGGUCACCAGAUGGAUGAAGGAUGACAUCACGCAGCCGCCCGCCGAGGGCGUGUACGUGUACGGCCUCUACCUGGAGGGAGCUGGCUGGGACCGACGCAACUGCCGCCUCCUCGACUCCAAGCCCAAGGUCCUCUUUGAGGUCAUGCCAGUGCUCAGGAUGUACGCCGAGAACAACGGUGUGAAGGAUCCUCGCCUGUACUCCUGUCCCAUCUAUAAGAAGCCAGUGCGGACGGACAUGAACUACAUCGCAGCCGUGGACUUGAGGACCACUCUUUCUCCAGACUACUGGAUACUGCGCGGAGUGGCCCUGCUGUGUGACGUCAAGUGAUUUCAUCACAGAGAGACAGUGUUCGGUGAUGUCAUCAGAAAUGGACUUGGAAUAUGUCAUCGGGUUUGACAUCAUAAGAGCAGGACAGUGUAGAGUUGUUGUGGUACUACAUCUUACAGGAAGUGUUCACUUACUGCUGAACAUCAACCUUAAACAGAAGGAGAGUUGUUAGUAGUAGUAAAAUUGCAAUAUUCAACUUGGUUGAGUUGGAUCUGUGUAUGCAGUGCACAUCCAGACCGGUCUGGGAAUCUCUCCUUAAAAACAUAUUUAUUGUUCAGUAAGGCAGUAAUUUACAGAAAAUGUACAUCUCUUUUGAACACUAUAUUAUCUCACAAUAAGCCCUCUCUUCAUAAAUGACUUUAUGUUCCCAAAGGGCUUUUCCAGUUUGGGAUAGUUUUCUUCCUAAAGACUCCAAAUGAUCCCAUAGAGGCAUGGGCAGAUUAUGAACCUUCGGGCCCCUGGGCCCAGAUGUAUUAAGGGCCCCCCCACUAAUUGUCGCAUAUGUGGGAGGGGGGGUUUGGGGGUCCUCA